Messenger RNA from Nematostella vectensis (starlet sea anemone), 2097 nucleotides. RefSeq names its product solute carrier family 25 member 36. Gene Ontology annotation, cellular component: mitochondrion. Gene Ontology annotation, molecular function: pyrimidine nucleotide transmembrane transporter activity. The record is from RefSeq and is a predicted model, not a curated record. NCBI's taxonomy places the organism in Eukaryota, Metazoa, Cnidaria, Anthozoa, Actiniaria, Edwardsiidae. Gene Ontology annotation, biological process: pyrimidine nucleotide import into mitochondrion. Bases 358 to 1407 code for a protein of 349 amino acids. The transcript has 2 exons.
AAUCGAGCAAAAAUCCUUUAUCUCGUAACCCUGCCUCGAUAGACUAUCAUCGAAGAUUUUCGUGAGAUAACUACUAUAAAUUCUUUCGUAAAUUUGAGCCCGAUGUCUGUCAUUGCGUGACAGUGCUGCGUGACGCGCAUGACAAGAGUCUGACAGGAACGUGGUAGACGUGACUUGAAUGCAUGUUGGCUGUCACUCUUUCGGGACCAUUCUUGUCGCCCCAUCCUUGACGUCAAGGCAUACUUAUGUGACGUCACGGGUUGUAUAAAUACCGCUGCCGAUUACUCACUCGAAUAUAAUUUGACAGCGAAAGCAACGAACAAAAAAGAAAAAAAGGCACUCGAAUGCCAUGAAAUUAUGAGAAGAGACUGUCAGAUAGUAGAAAUGUUUCCACAGGAAAAACAGCUCAACACAGGCUUAGAAGUUCCCAAGGCCGUGUUCACACGGCGAGUGAGAAAAGAGACGGAAAAACGGUCAAUGAUUGUGGAUCUCGUGGCGGGUGGAUUGGGUGGCUCGACUGGCGUGAUCCUAACCUGCCCGCUUGACGUCAUCCAGACUAGACUCCAGUCCUCCGCUUUCAGGCUGCAACGAAUUUCCCAACUCGGCCUUAACAUGGCGGGCAUUGAGGCGACGUCGAGUGUUUCUAAACCGACGAACUUUUACGGCGUGUUCUCCUACGGGAGAUACAUUGCGAGGACAGAAGGGGCGCGCUCUCUUUUUAAGGGACUCUGCCCCAACUUGUUAGCUGUAACGCCAUCUAGGGCUAUUUAUUUCACGACGUAUCAGAAGCUAAAGGAGUGGUUGAACAAUGGCGGGAUACUGGCGGCUAAUUCAUCCAUGGUGUACUUGGUGUCUGGUGCUUCAGCGCAGAUCGUGAAUUCCACCAUCACGAACCCCCUGUGGUUUCUGAAAACGAGGCUACAAUUAGACUUUAAAUGCGGCCGUGAGGUGAAACUGGCGCGCGUUGUCCGCCAGGCGUAUGCGACGGAAGGGAUUCGCGCCUUCUAUAAAGGGCUCAGCGCCUCAUACCUCGGAUCUAUAGAAGUAGGACUCCACUUUGCGAUUUACGAGAACUUGAAACAGCAACUCUUGCGCUCGCAGAACAAGACAAACGACCACCAGUUCACGCUAGCCGAGUGCACUCUAGCGGCGGGCAGCGCAAAGGUCGUGUCGACAGGUCUUUGUUACCCGUACGAGGUGGUCCGUACUCGCCUUAGGCAGCAGGAAAGUGACGUGCUUGGGAAACAGCGCUAUAGGACUUGCUUACAGACCCUAAGGACUGUGUUUGUUGAAGAGGGGUGGUUCGGUCUGUAUGGCGGCCUGGGCACGAAUCUUAUGAAACAGGUUCCCUUUACUACGGUGAUGUUCUGCGUGUACGAGGGAGUGAUCUACAUGAUGGGGCAGUGAGGAACCUCGCUUAACCGGACACACGAGGACCAACCUCUUUAACGUGGACAUGCAAGAAAUGCUUACAAACGAAUGCAGCCAUGUUUGACUUCAAGAGAAACCUUUUAUAGCGGACACUUGAGGACAGUGUGCAGUGCAGUCAUCACAAAUGGGCCUGAUUAACACGGACAUCAUAGCUACAAACUGAAAGCUUUUAAUAAGACCUUAAAGUCUGCCCUAGUUAAGUCAAACACCUUAGCAUGGGGCCCAAUACUUGUGAAACACUUAAACCUGAUUAACAAGAACGCAUCAGAAUUUUAAUUUAUUAUAGGUCAUUAUUUAUACUUAAACACAAAAUUGAAUUUUUGAAAAUCGCGAAGCUUUGCAAUGUUAUUUAUACAAGAGCGCUUUUAUAAGCUAUUUAUUUUGAAGACAAAAUUUUAAAACCUAAUAUAUGAGCGACAUUAAUAAAGUUAUUUAUAAAUAGCAUGCAUUAUCUAUUAUGUGUGGUAUAUGUACAUAACCUCCCGCUGUAAGUUGUUUCGUCCAGGGCCGCGCUGAAACGCGCCUUAGUGACUCGAUAAAAUUGAUUCCUUCAAUGAUACUUUUUGAUUUAUUGGACACCUGUACAUAUGGAUCGGUUGACCAGAUAUGUCAUAUUCAGAAAAAAAUGCAAAUGUAGACGUCAAUAAAGUUCAAGUCCUACCUUGA